AUGUACUUCAAGAGAAUAUUUCUCGCCUCCGCGACAUGCAUUUGGCUUGCAACCGGAGUUGGCCUAGUGUUGUUCACAACGGUCGGAAUAGCUCCAACCGUCUACAAUGCCGUGGCUGAUGAGAGCCUCAACAGGGCCGGCAAUGGUGCAGCCGCCCUGACUGCCUUCAGCCUGGCAUGUGCCUUCGUGCUAGACUUCUACCUUAUGCCGCCUGUGGUUCAAGUCUUCUCAGCGGUGGUCUUCGCAGGUUUGGCCUUUGCCACAGCCGUGCUCAAGGCGAUUGCCUACCCAUACGCGCCUGGUCUUCUCGGCAUAGGGCUGCCACUAGCCUACCUGGGUUGGCUGCGGGUGCACAUCUUUCCGCCAUCGACUGUUUCCGGCAAAGAGUUUCUUCGGCCACUGUCAGCAACGUUUGGUUGCACUUGCGUGGGAGUUGUCGUAGUCUGGUGCGCUUGGAUCUUCUUGACGGACCGUGGCUGGUCGACGGAGACAAAGAUAUGGCUUACCGAGCAGAACAGCGAGGUUUUCAGCUACCUUUGGCACAAUGGUACUACGCCGCUGGUCUACACUACCCACUGUGGUAGUGGAAGCGAUACAUCAUGGUUUAGCUUAUCAGAGCAGACCGCUAUUCAGGCAGCCUGCACGAAAGCCGCCAAUGUAUGGUUCCUGCAGUGGGCCGGACCAGUCGCGAUUAUUUUGUGCAGCGGAGUCGAAGCGGCCUUUGCCUUCAUCUUCUCGCAGGUGUCACAGAAGCUGGUCCGCGGCAAUCCCGCCGAUGCAGACGAGGAUAGUGUGGCCGUGGCCUAUCUGAAGCAG
Symbiodinium necroappetens is the source of this 816-nucleotide messenger RNA. NCBI's taxonomy places the organism in Eukaryota, Dinophyceae, Suessiales, Symbiodiniaceae. The record is from the annotation of a GenBank genome assembly.